Messenger RNA from Haplochromis burtoni (Burton's mouthbrooder), 1843 nucleotides. Its product is annotated as butyrophilin subfamily 2 member A1. The transcript has 7 exons. Gene Ontology annotation, biological process: positive regulation of T cell proliferation; cellular response to lipopolysaccharide; T cell costimulation. Lineage: Eukaryota; Metazoa; Chordata; Actinopteri; Cichliformes; Cichlidae. The record is from RefSeq and is a predicted model, not a curated record. Gene Ontology annotation, cellular component: external side of plasma membrane. The coding region runs from base 82 to 897 and encodes 271 amino acids.
GUGCUGAGAGGAGAGGAGUGGCUCUGAUCUUGGUUACGCUGAAUAGUUACCGUAUUUGAUCCUCAGAGGGUUUCUGCAGACAUGGAGCUUCUACCACUUCUGUUCUGCUGUUUCCUGACUUUGUCCGGACUGACGUUUGGUGCUGAAUCCGGCUCACGUGUGAUUGUGACGGAAGAUGGCAAUGCACUUUUAAGCUGCUCCCUCAACAACAUGAACAUUAAGCCAAUGCUCUUUGACUGGAGAAAAGACAAGGAUAGGCUGCAGGUGUUUAUGUAUGAUGAUGGUACUCUUCAUAAUAAGGGCCCUCCAAAUCAAGCAGAGCAGUUCAAAGGUCGAGUUUCACAUUUUCCUGAAGAACUGCAGCACGGCAACGCCUCCAUAAGAAUUGAAAACACUAAGGUGGCUGACAGCGGAAACUAUACCUGUGAAUUUCCACGUAUCCAGCCAGAAAAAAUAUUCCACAUUGAGCUUAUUGUUGAGCCCAUAUUAAAGGACAGAACAGAUGAAAAAAUCCCAGGGGCAGCUCCAAAGCCAAUAGUCAGACAGCUUAAUCAAAAUGGUCUUCUCCAGUGUGAUGUUGAUGGUGCUUUCCCAAAACCCACAGUAGAGUGGAUGGAUAGUGCUAAUCAAACACUUCUAUCUGAGGAGCCAGUGGCUGCACCAAAAGGAGAUCGCUUCUAUAUCACCCUCAAAACUACUGUGUCCAAAUCUGGACUCUAUCGCUGUGUCUCUACACAGAAGGGAAUCUGGCAUCGGAGUUCUACCGAGACCUUUGUGAACAAAGAGCCGGAGGGAGCAUCCCAAGGGUAUUCUGGAUGGUGGGUUGCUGCUGCUGUGAUUUUUGGUCUUCUGUUCCUUUGUGUUGUUAUUGUUCUUUUUGUCAGAAGGUACCGCUAAUCUGUUUUAAAGGUAGGUACUUAAUGUAUCAAAAUGGUUAAAACACAGAAAAGCAACCAAUUCUGUUGAUUUUUUUUUCUUUCUACCAAAUGAAGAAACUCUUUGGGGAAAAAACCCAACAUGAACUAACUACUUUUAAUGAGAAAGUAAAUGACCUUUGACCAGACCCCUGUUCCAAUUAACAUUCUAAAAAUCUCAGUACUAGCUAUGAACAUUUUUUGUUGAAACACUCAUACUACUGUAGCCAAAAAAAAAACUUUCAGAAAAAAAUAACUAAAUAUAUUGCCCUUCACAAAUAUUCUUAGAGUAAUGAAUGUCUUGGACCCAGGUUUCUCAGUUUUUGAGAGUUCAUCAUUCCUUUUGGUUGAAAAAAUUAUUUAUCUUCAGGCUGUAUUUUUUUAGUCUCAGUUAUGGCAUUACUUCCUUGUACUUAUGGUUUUUGUAAUCUAUGCUGACCCACAGCCGUACCUUCUAAUUAUUCAAGUCGUUCCAUUAAAACUAGCACAAGUGUUUUGUUAACUGAAUUGUCUGUGAAGGUUCUCAGUCAUCCAGGUCGUGGCAAUUUAAGGAGCUACGAAAGAAAAGCAUCUGGACUUGUUGAAGUUUCUUCAUUCACCUCUCAUCCAAGAAGCUUCUUCAGUUCUAAGAGCAACUGGUGGAGAGUCUCAGAUUUUUGAGUCCUGGGAGUGGCCCUAAGAGGGUCGUGGACCCACUAUUGAUCCUCUGCCUAAUCACACUAGCCAAGAUGUGAAAACGGGUGUGGAUCACAAUCAGCCGAGGUUUCGGGUGAACCCAUUGUGACAAGACGAGACUCAGCUGUACAUCUCCAUCUAAAGGUCAAAGGUCACUCUUUCGAGGAUGCCAAUGUUCACAUUUUGGACAGAGAGGACAGAUGGUUUGAAAGAGGAGUGAAAGAAGCAUCUAUGUCCACUGUGAGCGGCCAUCU